Messenger RNA from Onychomys torridus (southern grasshopper mouse), 2564 nucleotides. RefSeq names its product keratin-associated protein 16-1-like. The transcript is spliced from 2 exons. The record is from RefSeq and is a predicted model, not a curated record. Gene Ontology annotation, cellular component: cornified envelope. Bases 778 to 2295 code for a protein of 505 amino acids. NCBI's taxonomy places the organism in Eukaryota, Metazoa, Chordata, Mammalia, Rodentia, Cricetidae.
ACAAACAAACAAAAAACCUAAAUGAAGUCAUUGUUUAAAUCUGAAAACAUGGAGCUUGGGAGCUCUGAGUUGACUGAGGCCUUCAAUACUGAGGGCUGAGGUUGCCCCAUUGAAGUCCAUUAAUGGAACUUAACAGAUGCUCACUAACUGAGGAUCAAUGAGCCUGAGGGAAACUGAGACUUUGUGGCACAAGUCAAUGAACUUUCCAGAAAAAUAUAGCGAUCAAUAGGCCAAGACAAGGGGAAUAUUGGUAGUAACAAAAAAGUGUAACUGAAGUUAAAAUACAGCUAAGUCUGUAGGUUUCUGUCCUUAGAGAGAUCAAAAGCAGAUAUUGGGCACAAGAAUUUGAAUAGUCUUUGAAUGGUCUUUCUUAUAGGACCCUUGAGAAGCCAUGUACAGGGGAGAAAGGAAAAAAACAUUUCUAACUGUAGAAACUGUUCCAGUUGUCACAGAACUUCACAUGCUCUCUGAUGUCACCUGGCAUUGGCUUAGGGAACCCGGUGCAAUGUCUCAAGGAAAUCACUGUACAUGUCCCCUGAGGAAGGUAAGACAAGGAAGUUUCUUGUUAUCAGUAUGAAUGUGGCAAGUCAUUUUUGAGAUUGCAAGAAGAUGGUAUUUUGGGUUGGGAAAUAAACACAUCUUCUAAGUCCUGGGCUGUUCCUGCUGAUUGGGUCACCUGGGCCUUAUAAAAGAGCUCUCCACUACCCUGACAUUAUCCUCUUACCACUCAGGUGCAGAUUUGCGUUGGAGACUCUGAUUCUCUGAGACCUCUGAGAGAUGUCUUACCAAGGACAGCGAUGCAAGCAGCCCUGCCAGCUACCUCCUGUGCUUAUAAAUAGGUGCCCAGAGCCCUGCCCUCCACUGAGGUGCCCAGAACCCUGCCCUCCACUGAGGUACUCAGAUCCCUGCCCACCACCAAGGUGCCCAGAGCCCUGUUCUUCAUUGAGAUGUACAGAGCCCUGCUCUUCAUUGAGAUGUACAGAGCCCUGUUCUUCAUUGAGAUGUACAGAGCCCUGUUCUUCAUUGAGAUGUACAGAGCCCUGCUCUUCAUUGAGAUGUACAGAGCCCUGCUCUUCAUUGAGAUGUGCAGAGCUCUCCUCUUCAGAAACCCAGUGUUCUGAGCACUGCAUUCAACAACAAUGUCUGGAGUCCAGCCAACCACAGAGGCCCCCAGUGUCCUGCCCUCUACCCCUGGGUACUGAGCACUGCCGUCGACCACAGUGCCCUCAGUCCUGCCAAUCGCUGAGAUCCCCACUGAAGUGCUCAGAACCUUGCCCUCCAUCUGUUCGUCCUGAGUACUGCCCUCAACCACAGUGUCUUGAGACUUGCCAACCUCCAACAUCCCCAGAGCCCUGCCCUCCACCUCUGUGUAUCAAUCAUGGCCCUCAAUCACGGUGUCAUGAUUCCUGCCAACCACCAAGGUCCCCAGAGCCCCAUUCACCACCCUUUUGUCCUGACCACUGCCCUCAACCGCAGUGUCUUGAGCCUUACCAACCAACCAUGUCCCCAACGCCCUGCCCCCAACCCCUGUGUCCUGAGCAUUGCCCUCAACUGCAGUGUUUUGAGUCACCAGAGCCCUGCCCUCCACAGAGGAGUCCAGUGCCCUGCGCGCCACCCCAGUGCCUUGAGUCCUGCCAACCACUGAGGUCCCCAGAGCCCUGUCCUCCAUUGAAGUGCCCAGAAUCCUGUCUUCCACUCCUGUGUUCUGAGCCUUGUCCACAAUCUCAGUAUUCAGAGCUCUGUGCUCUGCCAAGAUGCCCAGAACCCUGUCUUGCACUUCAGUGUCCUGAUCCUUGUCCAACUCUGCAUUGUCCAGAGCCCUGCCUACCACUGCAAUCUCCAGAGUCAUGCCCACCACUGCAGUGUUCUGAGCACUGUCCUUCACCACAGUGUCUUGAGACCUGCCUGCCACCAAGGUCCCCCAAACCUUGCCUUCUACCACAGUAUCCAGAGCCCUGCCUUUUACCAAGAUGUCCAGAGCCCUGUCCUCCACUAGAUUGCCCAGAGCCCUGCUCACCACUGCCAUAUCCUGAACAAUGCCUUCCACUAGAGUGUCUUGACCUUUGCCCACCGGUGAGGUGUCCAGAGCCCUGUCCUCUACCAGGGUGCCCAGAGUCUUAUCCUGAACUACAAAGUCUUGGUUCCUGCUCACCACAGCGGCAUCAGGGGCUCCACCUUUCACCUGAGCUGUGUCUUUCCCUGAGGUGCCCUGAUCCAUGUCAACCUGCUCCCUGCCUACUUGUACAAUGUGCUCUUCCACCAUGCCAGCGGAAGUGCCCACUCAAGAGCAAGUAGCAUCAGGACCCCAAGACAGCAAUUUCCUGUGGCUCCACUUACUCUCUGGAUUCUAUUGGCUUUCUUCAACCAUGGUGGCAGACACCUCUUCUCUCACCCACGACUUGGGCUCUGCCUGAAAGAGGGAGUGUUUCACUCCUGACAUCACAUGUUAAGAAGUGAAAAGCGAAACCAUCACCUGGGCUUUGAUCUCAGCCAGUGUUUUCUUUCCUGUGGCCAAGGGUAUCUGUACUCUCACUUCUCCAAUAAAGCGCACGGUUACUGGUCAA